CAGGAACCAGGGGCGAUGAUUGCCGUGGUUUCGUCACAUUGCACUCAGGCAUCCUCCCACAGACCUUGUGAGACGCGCCGUUGGGUCUCGACAACCGAUUGCUGCACUCGCGCAUGCCAAGCGCAAACAACCUCAUGACCUGCUAGUAAUAGACUGAGCUCGACGCUCGCGCGCUUCCUUAUCAUUCGCCGUCAUCGAGCUCGAGCGCAAACCACUUUGACUCUCACUCGAAGACACAAUGGCGCCUUACGAGUCCCAUCAGCUCCGUCGGGGAAAGUACGCUAGGCUCGAUGCCCCGACCGACGACGACCUGGAGCCCACGCCAACGCGCUUCUCCUCCGAGUCGAAUGCGACACUGGAGGACCUCGAAGAGCACGACCCGCUGGCCUUCGAUAGCAAGCUGAAGCGCAAGAAGAGCGCGGGCGACCUCAAAGUCCGCAAGGCCUCGUUCAAGGAUGCCGAGGCCGCUGCGGCGAUACCGUAUGCAAGGAGGAAGAAGUUCACACCAGGGCGGUGCUGCUGCUGGCUGCUGACGUUUGUCGCCGCCACAGUGCUGUUGCUCGCGGCAGGGGGCAUUUGGGCAUACAAGGUGUCAGUACCGGUCGAUGGGCGUAGUCCGCCCUGGUACCCGGCGCCGAAGGGUGGAGCGGAUCCUGCAUGGGAGGAGAGCUACAAGAAGGCGGCUGAACUAGUCAAGCAGAUGACGUUGGUUGAGAAGGUCAACAUCACAACGGGCACCGGCUGGAGCAUGGAGAUGUGUGUUGGUAACAACGGGGCUGUGCCGAGACUCAAGUUUCCUCAGUUGUGCCUGCAGGACGGUCCUCUCGGCAUCCGCUUCGCAGACAACAUCACCGCUUUCCCUGCCGGCAUCACUGUUGGAGCAACCUGGAACAAGGAGCUCAUGUAUCAGCGCGGCAAGGCUCAUGGCAAAGAAGCACGACUCAAGGGUGUCAACGUCCUGCUCGGCCCGGCUAUGGGUCCCCUUGGUCGUCUGCCUGCUGGAGGCCGCAACUGGGAAGGCUUUGGCAGUGAUCCAGUACUUCAAGGUAUCGCCGCUGCUCAGACCAUCAAGGGUAUUCAAGAGGAGGGUGUCAUGGCCACAGCGAAGCACUGGGUCGGCAAUGAACAGGAGCACUUCCGCCAGGCACGGGAGUGGGGCAUUCCGAACGCCAUCUCGAGCAACAUCGAUGAUCGGGCUCUGCACGAGAUCUACGCUUGGCCGUUUGCUGACUCUGUCAAGGCUGGCGUUGUUUCUGUUAUGUGCUCAUAUAAUCAGGUCAACUCGUCCUACGCCUGCGCCAACAGCAAGCUGCUCAACGGCGUGCUGAAGGACGAACUGGGUUUCCAAGGCUUCGUGCAAUCGGAUUGGCUGGCUCAGCGAUCUGGCGUUGCAAGCGCACUCGCUGGCUUGGACAUGACAAUGCCUGGCGACGGACUUCGCUGGAGCAAUGGUGACAGCCUUUGGGGCGCAAGGCUCACGCAAGCCGUGCUGAACGGAAGCGUGCCAAUCGACCGCGUUGACGACAUGGUCACCCGCGUUGUGGCAUCUUGGUACCAGGUCGGACAAGACAAGUGGUCCAACGAAGGCCCCAACUUCUCCUCCUGGACAAAUGAUGAGGUUGGCAAGCUUCACGAAGGCAGCCCGUCGGAUAAAACCACAGGUGUCGUCAACAAGUUCGUCAACGCUCAGGGCGAUCACAAGGACAUUGUCCGCAAGGUCGCCGCUGAGGGCACUGUCUUGGUCAAGAACGAGGACAAUGUACUGCCGUUGAGCCGCAAGGGCCACAAGGACGGGUCGAAGUCGAAGAGGCAGACCAAGUUCCGCGUUUGUGUCUUUGGUGAAGAUGCACGCCUUCCUUACGAUGGUAUCAACAAGUGUCCCGAUCAGAGUUGUAAUGACGGCACUCUGGCUUCGGGCUGGGGUUCUGGCGCCGUCGACUUCCCUUACCUUGUAGAGCCAAUGUCCGCUAUCCGGGCUGCAUUUGACAAGGAGAACGUUUACAUCACCGACUGGCUCAAGAACAAGCUGCCGAAGCAGAAGGAGAUUGUUGAAGAUCAAGACCUCUGUAUCGUCUUUGUCAACUCUGAUGCUGGCGAAGGUUACUUGAAGUGGGCGGACGUUCGCGGUGACAGGAACGACUUGUCCAUCCAGAAAGAUGGUAACCAGCUUGUAAAAGACGUCGCCAAGGGCUGCGGCAAGGGUAAGGGUGAUGUUGUCGUCGUGGUGCACACUGUUGGCACUGUCAACCUGGAAGAGUUCAUCGACAUCCCCAACGUCAAGGCCGUCCUGAUUGCCAAUCUGCCUGGUCAGGAGUCCGGCAACGCCAUCGUGGACGUUCUCUUCGGCGACGUCAACCCCUCCGGCCGUCUCCCAUACACCAUCGCCAAGAAAGAAGAAGACUUCGGUCCCGACAGUAAAGUCAAAUACCUGCCCAGCCCCUCUGACGGUCUCGCACCCCAGCAGAACUUCUCCGAAGGCCUUUACAUCGACUACCGCCACUUCGACAAGCAAGAUAUUGCUCCACGCUACGAAUUCGGCUUUGGGCUCUCCUACACCCAGUUCAAGCUCUCCUCCCUCCUCAUCCGCUCCAAACACGGCAAAUCUCCCUUGCCUUCCGCCCGCCCCUCCGGCAUCGCACCGCCAACCUACCCCACCGACCUGCCCGAUCCCAAAUCCGCACUCUUCCCCAAGGACUUCCACAAAGUCGGAAAGUACAUAUACCCGUACCUCGAGUCAACGGACGGCACUUCCUUCACGGCCCCUGAGCCUGUGCCCCAGUCCCCGCUCAGCGAAGCAGGAGGCGGCCCCGGCGGCAAUCCUGAUCUGUACACCACGAUCCUGACCGUCUCCGCAUCCGUCACCAACACCGGCCCCGUCGACGGCGCUACGGUGGUACAGCUGUACAUUUCCUUCCCGCAGGGCUACAAGGAUCCUGAGACCGGCGAGGCGGUCGAUUUUCCCGUCAGGGUGCUCAGGGGCUUUGAGAAGGUGUUUGUUGAGGCGGGUAAGCAGGAGCAUGGCAAUGGUGGAGGGAGAGAGUUGGUCACGUUUGACGUGACGAGGAAGGAUUUGAGUUAUUGGGACGUAAAGAGGCAGAAUUGGGUUAUGCCCACCGAGGGAGAGUUUGGGAUUAGUGUGGGGUUCUCGAGUCGGGAUUUGCCGCUGCAGGGGACGUGGUAGAUGGCGUUUGUCGAUAUCAGAGAAUGUCGUUUGGGAGUUCGAGACGGCGUUUUGGGGAUAUGCAUAUGGUUAGCUAGAGAGUGUGGGUUCGCUUCGGUUUUGGCGUUUGAUGUUCCUUCCUUUCCUGUAGAUCAUACUAUCUCAACAUCGCUUUCCUAUGGUCACGACUCACUUGAACUCUCCGCUAGACUUUGGGACUUUGUGUUUGCAUACUGUUUUGGAUCAGAAGUUGCGGGUGUCUUGGGUGUCUUGGCUGUC
Messenger RNA from Macroventuria anomochaeta, 3439 nucleotides. RefSeq names its product glycoside hydrolase family 3 protein. The transcript has 2 exons. The coding region runs from base 239 to 3181 and encodes 980 amino acids. Gene Ontology annotation, biological process: glucan catabolic process. Gene Ontology annotation, molecular function: beta-glucosidase activity. The record is from RefSeq and is a predicted model, not a curated record. Lineage: Eukaryota; Fungi; Ascomycota; Dothideomycetes; Pleosporales; Didymellaceae.